Molecule: messenger RNA, 3723 nt
Organism: Haliotis rubra (blacklip abalone)
Lineage: Eukaryota; Metazoa; Mollusca; Gastropoda; Lepetellida; Haliotidae
Product: WD repeat-containing protein 37-like
Cellular component (GO): preribosome, large subunit precursor
Molecular function (GO): protein binding
Source: RefSeq, a predicted model, not a curated record
CUGAGACGAAUACCUCGGUCGACCUGCGUCACUGCUCUUAUAGUUGAUUGAGGAAGGACUGAUAUUCAUGAAUUAAUAAUCAUCCAAUCAGAAGCUGUUUUGGUCUGUGUGUGUGUGUUGUCGCGGGGUCCGGCACCUGUGAAACAUGCCCACAGAUAGCAUAGUGAAAGCUACAAAGACCAAAGGAGUUCGUAUGAUCAGAAGGCACAGGAGUCACACUGACGAGGGUAGGCCUGUUGGCGGGAUGAGUCGUUACCGUGACGACAUCGACACAGAUGGCUUAAUGCCAGCUCCAGCCAGGGACAGACUGUAUGAUCUGUUUGGGCAGAUUGAAAAGGAAUUUGAAAAUCUCUAUGCUGCCAAUAUUGCAUUACAAGAGAGAGUGGAAUCACUGAAUGAGAGACUUGAAGCUUACGCCAGCUCUGAUAAGCCAGCAGCAGAGGUACAAGAAACUGAUGGAAGCACCAAACCAAAGAGAUCUGCAAGUCAGAUUUCUCAGAAGAUCAAGACGACGUACAAGGCAUCCACUAGUAAGAUUGUCUCCAGCUUCCGAGCACCUUCAGCAGCCUACAACCUGGUGCGUGUCUACAGGGGUCAUCGGGACGGAGUGUGGGAGGUCAGCGUGUCCAAGUCUGGCCAUCAGGUCAUAGGGACGGCAAGUGCAGACCACCGAGCCCGCGAUAUUCUCUGUGGGAGACUGGUCAGUGCUUGCUCCAGCAUGUCGGUCACCAGGGUCGGUCAACUCCAUCCGCUUCCAUCCCAGUCAGGACCUGCUGAAAUUGCUGCAAGUCAGAUUUCUCAGAAGAUCAAGACGACGUACAAGGCAUCCACUAGUAAGAUUGUCUCCAGCUUCCGAGCACCUUCAGCAGCCUACAACCUGGUGCGUGUCUACAGGGGUCAUCGGGACGGAGUGUGGGAGGUCAGCGUGUCCAAGUCUGGCCAUCAGGUCAUAGGGACGGCAAGUGCAGACCACCGAGCCCGCAUAUUCUCUGUGGAGACUGGUCAGUGCUUGCUCCAGUAUGCCGGUCACCAGGGGUCGGUCAACUCCAUCCGCUUCCAUCCCAGUCAGGACCUCGUGUUGACCGCGUCGGGGGACGAGACCGCGCACAUCUGGAGAGCUGUGGUCACACCUCCCACCCAUGCUGAAAUAGUGAAAUCCCACUCCUCAGGAGAAGAUGAGAUUGACGGGUCGGAGAAGGAAGAUGUUGGUGAUGAUGGCGGUGAUCAGGUGCAGGAGAGCAACAAACUCCGCACACCGCAGGUGGAGCUGACAGGGCACACUGAUGUUGUUAUUGCUGCCACUGGAGGGUCAGUGGACUGGAUGGUGGGAGGAGCUCAGGUCAUCAGUGCAUCGUGGGAUAGACUGGCUAUCUUGUAUGAUGCUGAGACUGGGGAGCAGAUCAGCACUCUGUCAGGUAGGGGUCAUCAGCAGGGUCAGAUACACCUGGGUCAGGUAGGGGUCGUCAGCAGGGAUCGGGAUACACCUGGGCUGGCUGUAUCCCAAGCCCAGAACAUCAUCGCAAUCCCUCAUGAUAACAGACACAUUCGACUGUUUGACAUCAGCGGCGUGCGUGUCGGACGCCUCCCUCGCAGCAACAGACAAGGUCACUCACGCAUGGUAUGCUCCGUGACCUUUGCAGACGACAACCAGACGUGCAAUCUGUUUUCCUGUGGCUUUGACAGACAGGUGCUUGGGUGGCACAUCAACUGUCAGACCAAGGAGUAGUCUCCCCUGUGUCAAGGCCUGUUUGCUUUGUGUACAGUGUCACCUGCAUCCCAUGUGCAGUUAUCAUGGUAGAUACUGAACAGAAAUGGGAAUAUAAGGAGGCCAAGAGCAUCCUACUUUGCUAGUGAAUGUCCUAACAUGAGAACAGUGAUGGCUGCCAAGCAGAUCUAUUGUAAAUAUUCUUCCUUGCAUUGGCACUGUUUGAAUGUUGCCCAUUUAAUUCCUUUAGAAUGUGAUUCUGAAAAGAAUGAUAUGACAUAGAAACUAAACUAAGUAUUGAAAAUGAUAAUGAGAUCAAUUUUAAAUUAGAGUUGUAUACAAUAUGUUGAAAAUGGGAUACAUAAUUAUUUAAUUGGCUCUAUGCAUAUUGUUCUAUGCAUGUUAAGUUGAAUUAUGAAACCAACCUUAGGAAAACCAGAGACUACAAUGGAGAGAUAAUGUUAUUUUGCUAAAUGGCGCUGUUUACACCAUAUUUUGAGUCAAAUGUGAAUAUGUUGUUUUAUCCCCAUGAUUUAGGGUUGGUGUAAUUUAAUUAUAGUCAGAUAUUUCACUCCCAUGUCGUUACCUUUGAUCUGAAAAACCCUCAAUAGGCUGGAUAGGAGACCACAUCAGGUAAACCCCAUCAGCCAAUCAAAUGUCAGCUUUCUGAAAUCUCAUUUUUUGCCGCCUCAAUUCUUGAUUUAUAAUUUUUUGUCAGGACAAAAGAAAACCAGCACAAAUCACAGAUAUUCUCUUUAUGCCAAGGGACCCACAUGAAACAUGUGGCAUGUGAGGACAACAUGAGAGGCAUUCUGUAGACUUUGUUGACAGAUUACAUGGUGCAUGGAUGACCUUUACUUUAAUAUAGUUGUGUAGCUACUUUGCUGUACAUUGUUACAACAGUAUAUUACAGAAACUGUUAUGCAUGAAUUGUGUCUACUUAGCACAAUGUAAUGCAGAACUGCCUCUUUUUGUUGUCAAGAUACAGAAUUCAGAUUUGCUGAGUUGAAUAAUUGGCUGACUGAGAAAUUAAAGCCUGUAGCUGAUUAGAUAAUUAAUACAUUCAUCUAAUGUAUCUGAUGUGGGCUUGUUUGACCUUCAGGUAGAGGUGUAUUGAAUCAGAGUGAAAGAUCUAAAUUUAACAAGGUUUGGGGUUGGAUCUGAAUUUUUCCAAUAUCUCGACCCAAAUUCAGGUUUUUGUUUUGAAAUCAUUAAUAGUGUAGCUAGGUUAAUACUGGAACAUGCUAUGUAUUUAAGAUGGUUGGGUCGUUUAGUGGUUGAUUGGUAUUGGGAAUAACAGUGGUGGGUUGAGUAAGAUUGAGUUUCAUGUAUAUGAUGGUUGAGAAAAUGCUUCUCUUCCCUCAUCACUCGGCCCAGUCAAACAGUCUGCACACAUUGUUACAAACAUUCUAUGAUGUUGGUGUUUGUGUUUUGUAAGUUUUGUAGUUUGUUUACAAUCUUAUGGCGUUUGUUGUUUCACCACUUACGUCUGUGUUUAUAUGUCAGUUCUGCAUGUUACACUCAGUUGAUAGUUCAGCCAUUUUAUCUUUCAUUUUGUAAAUUAAUAAGUGCUAAUAUUUAUUGUUUAUUUUUAGCUUGAAUUUACAGUUGAGUUAGUUUCUAAGUCUUAGACUAUUUAUUGUGGAAAUACUACAGGGUUGUUUUGUCAGUGAAAUACUGACUUAUUGCUUGUUCUUUUAAGUAAUGUCCUGACAAUCACAGUUUAUAGUUGUUACAGGGGUGGAUUCAUGAAAACUGAUGAACUACUGGUAGCAAGACUACUUAAGUCUUAAAACAAACACAGGUCUUAAAGAACUCAGUACCCUGACAUGGCAAGAGAGGCUUGAACAGAUAAAAUAUGGCCUUUGUGAGCUUUUCCUGCCGAAGGUCACAGUUUGAUUUUGAAAUAGGUUGGUUGGCGGGCUGGUUGGCUGGUUUGUUGUUUAAUGCCGCACUCAGCAAUAUUCCAGCUAAGUGGCGACAGUCUGUAAAUAAUCGAGUUUGGACCAGAUAAUCCA